CCAAGAUGUCAGCCGCCAUGAAAUUUUGAAGUUUUUGGGAAAAAACAAUGAUUAUGACAGUAAUAAAUUUAUGGCGGAUUUAACAUGAACAGGAUAUUCUUGUAUUAUUAAGGGUCUAAGUUUCGAAUCAUACAUAAUAUUAAGAUCGGCCACAAUGGCAGAUAAGAACAGAAAUAUGCAUAUCACCACGGGAACGUCAAGUGCAAAAGAACAGAUUGAGGCAAUGCAAGCUCAAUGCUACUGUGAUAAUACCACAAUGGACGACCAAAUGCUGCAGUGUAAAACUUGCAAACACAACUUCCAUAAAGGUUGCCUUAAGAAGAUACUUCCCACUAGUCUAUCAGGGGAUGUACUGUUCAACUUGACAUGCUCAUCCUGUAGUGCCAAUGGAGAGGAACAUAUCUCAAGACCAAAACUUCAAUGGUUACAGGUAGUAAUCCUAGCCCUCUACAACCUACAGCUUACAAAACAGGGUAAAGGGAACUUCUUUCGUUGGAAGGACCACAUAUGCGGCUUCAUCGACAAGCAUUGGGUGACAUUCUUUGGGCCUGGGACUAGGAGAAAGGGAACAACAUGGCAGGGGACAGUGGCUGGGGUUCUCUCAACAGGGUCACCUCAUUAUUUUGUCCCUGGGUCUUCAGAACUGAAGGAGGCUGGUUGGUGGAGGCUCAGGGAACAUAAACCUCCUCCUACUUUACUUGAUUUGGAGGUGACUAGUCGUCGCUACAGUAAGCGCGACAGAGAGGACAAUGAAGUGGUGAAACUGGAAGGUUUACGUAGCAGACGUAGUCGAAGUUCCUACCAGGCAGCCAUUGAACUAAAGGCUAAAAGAUAUGGGGGCUUUACAGAGAGCAAGGAGAGCAAGAAGGACUCAACAGACAGGACUAGAGGGUCCAGAGAAUCACUAGAUAAAGGUGCAUCCAUUGUGACAACAACACCCCCUAAAGCAAGUAAAGGAGCAGAAAUUAGUAAAACAAGACUUUCAACGGGUCCUACACAAAGUGAAGCUUUGAUACAGGCCAACAGCAGGCAGGUUUCUCCCAUAGGUGAUACAUCAUCAGAGAAUUCCAGGGAUAAUUGGUUCACAGAGAAGGACCUUGUCAUAGGCAAUGAGCUUCCAGAUCUGUUAUUGCAUGAUGAAGAAGAUGGAGACAUGGAUAGUGACUUUGAGGUUGAUCCUUGUGGGAUGACACCACCCUCCUCUCCACCCUUCAACCAACCACUCCCAGACAUGGAAGACAUAUUAUCAAGUCUGGGGGAGCCAAGUACUUCAGGAUUUGAAAGUUCAAAGCUAGUGAAAAUCGAAAAAGAGUCUGACUCUGACUCAGACAUGUCAUCCAUAGAUGUGGCACCCCCUGUAGUCCCAGAGCAAGUCCCCAGUAAUUCCGAUCACCCUGUAAACCAGUCUCCUCCAGGGUCAGAGGUCAGCUCCGAAAGUGAAGAUGAGGCUAAUGGGUUACAACUCAGGGUUGAUAAUCGCAUGAAACGUAUCAGUGCUGCUAUAGCUGUACCUCCUCCAAAACCACCUCCUAUCAAGUACAUGCCAGUUAGCCUACAUGAGGAGAGGCAGCUAUUGAGGAGGUUACAAAAUGUUUACAACUGUGGCAGCCUUACACCAGAUCUGAACAGAUUCAGGCAGAAACUGAAAGUCCGACAAAUCAAAAGGGAGAAGGGACAGGCAUUGUUUGAUAUUGAUGCUGAGAUGUAUCGACUGACUGGGUCUAGUAAAGAAAAUACAAACAUGUCGCAGUACAUGCUGAAUCCUCACAAUGUCCCCUCACCAUACCAGCAGGGUGACUAUAGGGUAUUGGACAGGUUUCAGCACCCAACAUUUUCCUUACCAAGGGAGAACCAAAAAAUAUCUUUCAUAAAUCGGCUAAUAGGAACAGAUGAUGAGCAGUUGGAAAGUAUCCGUAGCCCAUAUACAGCACGGAUGCUAAAACCUUACAUACGAAGGGACUAUGAAUCUCAACCAAUCAAGAUGAGACUUCUUCAAGAGAUCAUAUCAUACCCCAAUCGGAACAUGCCAGAUGUGAAACCCCCAAAGAUGCCCCCUAUUGACUAUUGUUACAUUAGGCCCCAGCACAUUCCCUCCGUUAAUGCUCUUGCUCGCCAAUUUUUCUGGCCAGGGAUUGAUUUAUCUGAAUGCUUACAAUACCCAGACUUCAGCUGUGUGGUGUUAUAUAGGAAAUUCCUGAUAGGGUUUGCAUUUAUGGUGCCAGAUGUGAAAUAUAAUGAGGCAUACAUCUCUUUCCUGUUCACACAUCCAGAGUGGAGGGGAGCUGGCAUUGGCACAUUCAUGCUUUACCACCUUAUACAGACAUGUAUGGGGAAAGAUGUCACUCUCCAUGUAUCUGCAACCAACCCAGCCAUGUUACUCUACCAAAAGUUUGGCUUCAAACCAGAAGAAUUUAUUCUAAACUUUUACGAUAAAUAUUUCCACGAAAGUUCAAAAGAUUGUACCAUUGCAAGAAAUGCUGGUACUAAUGCAGGGGUACCUUCGAAAGAAAUGCUUGUACUUAAGUGGGUGAACCAAUGCAAGAACAUUGGUACCAUCGCAGGGGGUACCAAUGAGCAAAUGCUGGGCUGGUACUUAUGCAGAGCUACCAAUGGAAAAAAUACUGGUACCAAUAAUGCAUGA
Messenger RNA from Owenia fusiformis, 2641 nucleotides. The record is from the annotation of a GenBank genome assembly. Lineage: Eukaryota; Metazoa; Annelida; Polychaeta; Sabellida; Oweniidae.